Molecule: messenger RNA, 2019 nt
Organism: Rodentolepis nana
Lineage: Eukaryota; Metazoa; Platyhelminthes; Cestoda; Cyclophyllidea; Hymenolepididae
Source: the annotation of a GenBank genome assembly
AUGAGUGGCCAUAGGGAGGAUUCUUAUAAAAGUGUUGAUAGAGAAGAUCGCUAUUCAAGAGGAUAUAAUCGUCAAUAUGCUUAUCGUGAUAGUAGAAGCCAUCGUCGUUCAAGGAGUCCUUACAAGUCUUUACAUAGAUCAGAACGCAAUGAUCUGAGUUCUUACUUGAAAGAUAAGAUGACUCGGUUGCAGCAAGGUUUAGAUGACAACAAUAGAGUCGACGAGAAGCAAAAAGAAAGCUCCCGUAGAGGUGAUCAUCAUUCAGAGGAAAGAAAGGAACGAUCGCGUCACCAUAGGCACCAUAGUGACCGCCGGAAAAAAGAUAAGGAUAAAAAGCACCACAAGAAACAUCAUCAUCAUGAUAAGGAUCGCAAAAGGUCUUCUCAUGAAUUGAACAAAUCUUCUGAACUUAGUGAUGUAGAUAUUACUGUGGAGGAAGAGGAUGAAGAGGCCCUUAUCGAGAGACGACGUCAGGAGCGUCAGAGACUGCUCGAAAAUCUUGGUUAUAAGACGAAUUCCCCUCCCUCUUCAGAUACUGAAGCAUCACCCAAGGAAGUCGAAGAAGAAUUUGAACUACUACCUGAAAACAGCCUAAUGAAGACGAAUACGAAACCUGUUUUCAAGUCAGAUUCAGCUAUUUUUGCAGAUGCUGUUGAUAGUUCUCCGAACGGACGUAUGUCUGGUACUCAAGCUCCGGCUGCUGUGGCUUUUCUUCAAGAACAUUCAUCGGCAAAAUUGCCUGAGAAUGCUGAACAGACUGAUGGUGGGAAAAAAUUCGCCUUUGAUAUAUUCUCGGGUGAGGUUCCUACUGCUCCAGCCAAUGGUGUGCCUGGAAUUAUGGAUCCAAGGGCCAUGGCUUCCGAAAAUCACGCUCUGGUCGACAAUUGGGAUGAUGCUGAGGGCUACUAUUACUUUGUGAUACAAUGGAGUAUUCGUGUUUUACUGUAUGAUAUUAUUCUGAGGUUUGAUGUUUCUUGUGGUUCAAUGACUGUAAUUGACCUUUCAGGUGUACGCAUUGGUGAGGUUCUUGAUAAUCGAUAUGCUGUCUAUGGUUACACCGGUAGAGGUGUCUUUUCCAACGUGGUUCGAGCUCGGGAUAGUGCGCGUGGACAUCUUGAAGUAGCCAUCAAGAUCAUACGAAAUAAUGAAGUUAUGCACAGGUCAGGUCUUCAAGAACUGGAAGUCCUAAAAAAACUCAACGACACAGAUCCACAGGACCGCUAUCAUUGUAUGCGACUCUAUCGGCACUUCUUCCACAAAAACCACUUGUGCAUGGUCUUUGAGUCUAUGAGCAUGAAUUUGCGCGAAGUUUUGAAGAAAUACGGACGAGAUGUAGGUCUAAAUAUAGCUGCUGUGCGUUCUUAUACCCACCAAAUGCUCCUAGCCCUCAAGUUAUUACGUAAGUGUAAUAUCCUCCAUGCCGAUAUCAAACCGGACAACAUAUUGGUUAAUGAGAAUAAAAUAACCCUCAAGCUCUCUGAUUUUGGAUCUGCUUGCUCGGUACUGGAGAACGAACCCACACCUUACCUCGUAUCGCGUUUUUAUCGUGCCCCUGAAAUUAUACUGGGUCUUCAAUACGAUUUCAACAUCGAUUUAUGGUCGACUGCUGUAAGCCUCUACGAACUCUACACUGGCCGAAUUAUGUUCCCGGGAAAGACUAAUAACGAAAUGCUCCGGUUGUUCAUGGAGACUCGAGGUCGCAUUCCUAAUAAGGUUAUCAGAAGAGGAUCUCUACGUGGUGCACACUUUGAUGAUCAAUGCAAUUUUCUCUAUCAUGAAAUUGAUAAGGUUACUCAGAAGCCAAAGACCUCAGUGAUCAGGAAUAUUCAAAUCACACGGGAUCUUCUUGGUGACCUUACAGCGGACAGUCAAUUGACUCCAGGUCAAUUGAAGAAGGUACAGCAGUUCAAAGACCUUCUGGAUAAAUUACUAAUGCUUGAUCCAGCUAAGCGGAUUGCUCUUAAUGAUGCUCUUAAUCAUCCGUUUAUUAAGGAGCCUAUUAUCGAAGACAAGGAAUGA